This is a messenger RNA of Achroia grisella, 3120 nucleotides long. RefSeq lists its product as uncharacterized. Lineage: Eukaryota; Metazoa; Arthropoda; Insecta; Lepidoptera; Pyralidae. The record is from RefSeq and is a predicted model, not a curated record. Gene Ontology annotation, cellular component: membrane. Bases 235 to 1524 code for a protein of 429 amino acids. The transcript has 8 exons.
AUUACAAGGAAUUCUAGUAUCCUAUAUACACGGUGUGUCGAUUAUAUCCACUGAAAAGGUCCUAAGUUACAGUAAUGGCAGUAAGUCCUUACUCAUAGAGUCGCAUUUGCGGACUUGUUCAGGAAUGUAAGUAGUGGCGUUGAUGUGGGCGGGCUAUCGAUCGGCGCGGGUAUGUGCGCACCCACAGCUGCCAGUAAACACAGGACACUAUCACAGUGAAGCAGUCGUAACGGAAUGAACUCGCUGGUGGUGCUGCUUGUGGCUGCAGCGGCGAUGUGCGCCAUAGCUCGCCCAUCCGGGCCGACGCCGCCGCCGACGUCGUUGCUACCGCAGCCAUCGUCCUACCGCAGACAUGUACCAUUGCCACCACGGACAUAUCUUGGCGAACUUAUUUAUCGGCAAUUUAUGUUACCACACUAUAUUGGCUACAAUGAGAGCCCUCGUGUACCGUCGCAACCAGAAACUGAUUGGCUCAACAAGGAAAUUGAUCGCAUUAAUCGAAUGCAAAACGAUGAAAGGGCUCCGACCACUUACGACGUAGAUGUAGCACACUGGGUCUCCCAAGAUCCUUACUUGCAACGCAUUUUCCACGGACCGGACAAGUCGCCCAGAAUACCAGACUAUGACCCGCGGUUUACCUCCUCUAACCCGGAGAAGUAUCAAUUGCUACCACCUCAAACACUGAUGAAUCCGAUUACUGAGAAACCUCAAAAAGAAAUAAAAAGAGACAAGGUGGAGUCUAAAGUGAAGGAGGAGAAAAAUGCUUUUGCACUUACACCUCUCGAUAAAGGUUAUUUUGAUCCAGAUAGCAAUCCUAAACUUCCAUCAAUUCCGAUGUCACCACAUGCUAUGCACGAAGGGGGAAACCCCAAGGCAGCUAUGUUACUGCAACCAGCACGUCAGAUUCGACAAAAUCCAAAUCUAAGUAGGACUAAAACUCUCAUAGCUGAAAACUUAGAUCCUCUGAGACAUGGCAUCAGCUCACACGAAGAUGGUGGUUACUCAACGGAUAAGCCACGCCAUGUUCAUAUACUGGAAUCACCAAAUGAUUUAACUCAGUUAUCUCAGUUAAAUCCAGCCGAUUCCAUAUACGGGGUGGCUUUGAUUGCUGCAGUAGGAGCUGCACUUACUAUGGCUAUAUUUGGAUUCGCAUUCGGAUGGUAUACGUUAUCUAAAAAAGCAAAGGCAGCAGCUGAUGUUGAUUAUCCUGCUUAUGGUGUAACUGGACCCACUAUGGACACCUCGGGCGACAGGAAACUGGCUCAUUCGGCGCACAUGUACCAUUAUCAACACCAGAAACAACAGAUCAUUGCCAUGGAAAGGAAUGGUUUGGAACAACGCAAUGGUUCCGUCUCUGACCCCGAGUCCGAAGAGGAAAACGAAGAGGGAGACUACACUGUUUACGAAUGCCCAGGAUUCGCCACGACUGGUGACAUGGAAGUAAAGAACCCCAUGUUUUCUGAAGAUCCGACUCCACCAACACCUGGCAAAUGCGAAGUGGUAAAGCCCCAACCCAAGAACUAAGUUCUGCCAUCCCAAUGAUCACCGCCACCUGCUAUCCGGAACAGACACCUAACGACUUAAGCGUUAUCUUCAAGUUCUAUAAUGUCGUAUCAAUAUUAUAGAUUAUAAAAUCGUAAUCAUUACAAUUAGUAGUAUCAGUAAAAUAUCCGUAGAUUCAAAAUUUGGAAGCUGUUAUUGUAUUAGGUAAAUAUAAUUGUUUAAAUAUUGUUCACACGUAGAUAAAUAAAAUGCUAACUACUGCAGAAUAUUGAAAUUAUAACUCAUUAUCGAUAUAUUAGGUAUCGCAUUUUAUUCAAUAUAUACACAUACUCGAUUUUAUUAUAGCUGAUUAAGAAUUGCAAAUUCAUAGGACGACGAAUUAAUAUAGUGCCUGACAGAUUGUAACGAACGUGAAAUAACAUCAUCGUAGUGUAGCUCAGUUAUUAAAAGGUAGAUAGAAUGUUAAAAUGUCCGAUAAUGAAAUAUUGAAAGCAUCAUCGUAGGACUGUUGAAUGAAAAUCAACAGGUGGCUGGCACAGGUGUUGCGGCAAUGCAUCGCCAGGUUCUAUUUGUAGCGUUAAUUAUUGUGUAUAAUUACUUGGAACCAUUAUUAAACUCAAAUUAUUUACUAGCACUCUAAAUAUUUUAGAAUGUAGGUAGGUAGGUACUUACCUGAUUAUCUGUGCAAAUAUAUUGUAUUCGUAACUGCUCAAACAUAAAGGGUAAAUAUAUUAUAAAAUAUGAGUAUACUAGGCCAUAUACUUAUUAUGUUGAUUUAUCUUUCACACUAUUGAUUGAAAGCAUGUCACAAUAAUUAUAUACUGAACUAAUUAAUGAUUCACCGCUAUAAAACACAAUUAUAUUCCAUUCAGGUGUUUAUUAUCUACACGACAUGUUUUUAUUCUUGAAAUCUUUAAUAUAGAAUAUCGUAUCAUAAAAUAUAUUUAAAAAAUGGAACUGUUAUAUAAUUCCAGGCCUAGAGUAUCAUCGACUUUUGAAACCUUUGACUUGUGAUAAUGUAAUUGAUUUCAUUCUUGUUAAAAAAUAUGAUAAUCUAAAUAAGUCUAAAUAUUAUUUACAAUAUUAGGUAUAUUAGCCUAAAUAAUGUAUAAUCAAGCAUUUUAUUAUUAUAAUCUGAAAUUAACCAAUGAUAUAUCUUAAAAAGUAUUAUGUACCUAAAAAUGACCACUGAUUGUUUAUAUAAGUAUUUAGUAUUUAUUACGAAUUUAGUGUAGGUAUACCUACCAAUUAACUCCGUAAAAGUAGCAAAAGAUUCCAUGUCUUGAAUUUUAGAUAAGUCAUGUGAAGGGCUACGGGAAAAACAUAAGAGGCAGGCGUGGUGCAGUGUGAUAGAAUAUUUUUUUGUGUAUGACGAUGAAAUAGCCGCCUAUGCAAAUUAAUGACGGUGCUUCAGUUAAUGAGUUCAAUAAUGAAAAUUAACUCAGAUCACAUUUCGAUUAAUCCAUUAGAAAUUAACAACCCAAACAAGACUUUCCAUAUAUUGCUUGUUAUCUUUAUAGCAAUUCAGUCUAUUACCCGCAUACGCCAUUAAUAAGAAAUAGGGUAAAAUUAUAUAGCUACGAACAUCCGCUACACCCUUCUCACGGUCUACAAUAA